Messenger RNA from Myotis daubentonii (Daubenton's bat), 2874 nucleotides. RefSeq names its product leucine zipper and EF-hand containing transmembrane protein 1 (gene LETM1). The record is from RefSeq and is a predicted model, not a curated record. Gene Ontology annotation, cellular component: mitochondrial inner membrane. Gene Ontology annotation, molecular function: calcium ion binding; ribosome binding. Lineage: Eukaryota; Metazoa; Chordata; Mammalia; Chiroptera; Vespertilionidae. Gene Ontology annotation, biological process: intracellular monoatomic cation homeostasis.
CGGCGCCCGUCGCCCCGCCCCGCGCCGCCGGACGUCUGUGCCGGGACAUGGCCGCCGCCGGUGCCGGGUCCUUGAGCUGAGCGCCCGCCGCCGGCAGCCAACCGCCGCCUCAACCGUCCGCGCGGGCGGGCCGAGCCGCCGCCAGGCCGGCGAGCAGGAGGAGGAGGAGGAGGCCGCCUCAGGAGGCGGGAGCCGCCGGACACAUGGCGUCCAUCUUGCUGAGGAGCUGCCGCAGCCGGGGGCCCGCCCGCUUCCCGGCGCCCCGCGCCGCCGCCCGGGGGGGUAGUCCGGGGGACCACGCCUGUCUCAGCUGUGCCAACACCGUGGGGUGGAUCAGCCGCCUGCGUGUCCUGCCGGGCGGCUGUGCUCCCGCGCACCUUUCCUUCGGAGGCGACCCCCUGGGCUGCUGGACUCGGAGGCCCCAGCGCGCGUGUGCGGUGGCCCGAGCGCCGUGGGCCCCGGCCUCCGCGGGCCUGCUGGUCGCCCAGCCGCAGCUCCCGCCCGCGCGCUGCUGGCACUCCUCCCCCGCGCUGCGCGACGACUCGGUGGUGGAGAAGUCGCUCAAGUCCCUCAAGGACAAGAACAAGAAGCUGGAGGAGGGCGGGCCGGUGUACAGCCCCCCGGCGGAGGUGGCGGUGAAGAAGUCCCUGGGCCAGCGGGUGCUGGACGAGCUGAAGCACUACUACCACGGCUUCCGCCUGCUCUGGAUCGACACCAAGAUCGCGGCGCGCAUGCUCUGGCGCAUCCUCAACGGGCACAGCCUGACCCGCCGCGAGCGCAGGCAGUUCCUCCGCAUCUGCGCCGACCUCUUCCGCCUGGUGCCCUUCCUGGUGUUCGUCGUGGUGCCCUUCAUGGAGUUCCUGCUGCCCGUCGCGGUGAAGCUGUUCCCCAACAUGCUGCCGUCCACCUUCGAGACCCAGUCCAUCAAGGAGGAGAGGCUGAAGAAGGAGCUGCGGGUCAAGCUGGAGCUGGCCAAGUUCCUCCAGGACACCAUUGAGGAGAUGGCCCUGAAGAACAAGGCGGCCACGGGCAGCGCCACCAAAGACUUCUCCUUGUUUUUCCAGAAGAUCCGAGAGACCGGGGAGAGACCCAGCAAUGAGGAAAUCAUUCGUUUCUCCAAACUGUUUGAGGACGAGCUGACCCUGGACAACCUCACGCGGCCGCAGCUGGUGGCGCUGUGCAAGCUGCUGGAGCUGCAGUCCAUGGGCACCAACAACUUCCUGCGCUUCCAGCUCACCAUGCGGCUCCGCUCCAUCAAGGCGGACGACAAGCUGAUUGCAGAGGAGGGUGUGGACAGCCUCAACGUCAAGGAGUUGCAGGCGGCGUGUCGGGCACGAGGCAUGCGGGCCCUGGGAGUCACAGAAGACCGCCUGCGGAGCCAGCUGAAGCAGUGGCUGGAGCUCCACCUGCAGCAGGAGAUCCCCACGUCGCUGCUCAUCCUGUCCCGAGCCAUGUACCUCCCAGACACCCUGUCGCCCGCCGACCAGCUCAAGUCCACGCUGCAGACCCUCCCCGAGAUCGUGGCCAAGGAAGCGCAGGUGAAGGCGGCGGAGGUGGAGGGUGAGCAGGUGGACAACAAGGCGAAGCUGGAGGCCACGCUGCAGGAGGAGGCGGCCAUCCGGCAGGAGCACCGGGAGGAGCGGCAGAGGCGCUCGGAGGCCGCGAAGGAAGUGGCACUUGAAGCAGCGGAAGCUGCCCCUGCGAGGCCCGUGGCCGAGCUGCAGCCGGAGGUGGUGGACGCGGCCCUGCCGCCAGAGGCCCUGGAGGACACGGCCCCCGUCCUGGAGGGCGUGAAGGAAGAGGAGAUCACCAAGGAGGAGAUCGACAUCCUCAGCGACGCCUGCUUGAAGCUGAAGGAGCAGAAGACGUCCCUGACCAAGGAGAAGGAGGAGCUGGAGCUGCUCAAGGAAGACGUGCAGGACUACAGCGAGGACCUGCAAGAGAUUAAGAAGGAGCUUUCGAAGACGGGCAAGGAGAUGGAGGUGGAGGAGUCCAAGGCCAGCAAGAGGCUGACCAAGCGGGUGCAGCAGAUGAUUGGGCAGAUCGACGAGCUGCUCACGCAGCUGGAGGCGGACCAGCAGGCUGGCAAGCUGGGCCCCACCGCCCCAGGCCUGCCCGCAGGGGACACUGUCAUCAGCGUCACUGAGCUCAUCAGUGCCAUGAAGCAAAUCAAGCACAUUCCAGAACACAAGCUGGUCAGCCUGGCCUCGGCCCUGGACGACAACAAGGACGGCAAGAUCAACAUCAAUGACCUGGUCAAGGUGAUCGAGCUGGUGGACAAGGCGGACAUUCACAUCUCCACCAGCCAGGUGGCCGAGAUCGUGGCGACGCUGGGGAAGGAGGAGAAGGUGGAGGAGAAGGAGAAGGCCAAGGAGAAGGCCGAGAAGGAGGCGGCCGAGGUGAAGGGGUAGCUGCCCCCCGGCCCCUUCCUGCGGAAGCGAUUCUAUUAGUGACACGUCUGAUAUUUUGUCUGGAAUAAAUCAGGAACUUCCAUCAAGCAAUUUUUAAUUUUCACCAUUCCACGAAGAGCCAGUCAGCCUGGAAUCCCCGGCCCCAGGGAGUCGUGUCUGCGUCCCCGCGUGGCCACGGGCCGGCUCACGUGGCUCGGGCCUGCGCCCGUGGGUGUCCUGGGAGGAGGCCCGGCCCGUGGCCCUCGGCUCAGGACACUGGUCUGUGGACUUGGACGCCCGACUGUCGGGGCCACGCCUAGCGCUCUGUGGCCUGAGGACCACGCCUGAGGACCGCCACGCUCCCGGGGCCUCCGUCUGCCAGCUCUUCUCGAUGCACCUGGUUCUCACCUGACCCCUUACCAAUUCGCCGUCUGCCUGACUCGGGCGUGACGCUAAUGUAAAUACGGCGUGGCCCACUAACGAA